UUGAGGCUGGUUGGAUAAUUAUUGACGUGAGGAAUAAUAUGAAUUUAUGUGGCUGUGAAUAUACUUUGUCUUUGUGAGUGUGAAAAUGUGAGUGUGUGUCUGUGUGUGCGCGCGCGCGCUGGGACCCCACUUGACAAAUCGACAUUGUCCAGAGGAGCAUUAGUGAAAAAAAAACAGUGUAGCCCUGAGACAAUAGGAUGAUGUCACGACCACUGAGCACGGCCUGCAGGGGGCGCAAGGAUUCACUUCUUUCUUGGACACUGGCGGGUGUGGGCACGUUAAUUCUGCUCCUAGCAAUUGCGUUGGCCGUCAGUAGAAGAGCGUAGCUUCGGUGGGGUUCCGUCUGCCUCUGAUGGGGUGUGGAUAUGUGGUUCGUCACUGGUGAAUGGUGUGUGACGAUUGUGGUGGAUUUUGUGACGAACGGAUUUACAAUGAGGGAAUGCGGUGAACGUGAAAAAUGAUGAGCUGUCCUAACCUGCCCAGACAUGUCAUGAUGACGUCACAGCUGACGUCACAGGAUGUCCGGAACUUGUGGUCAUAGCUGUGAUGCUUUGCAACCUGCCUCUGUGUUCCGUCGCCCGGCGAUGGUCAGCGGCCGUUCCGGACCGCUUUCUUCAAGAUGGCGUCGUUGAUCUUCAAUUAAACUUCUUCUCUCCACUCUAUCUCUAUCUAUUUUUUUUUCUUUUUUAUAGACUCUCGUAGUGCACAACCCUCAGCUGGUCUGGACAUGAGUUAGAUGCUCCUUAAUUAGUGUGGUGGCUCCCUGGAGGAUGCUGAUUAAUGUGGGAAGUCCCAAUUAGCUCUAAUUGCUAAUUAAAUCGUGUUCAGGCCAGCUGAGCGUUGUGCACUAUGAGAGUCCAUCCCCUACUACUAGUGAUCAGUCCAUGGAUUAAUUUUUCCAACCUGGGGGUUCUUUAAAGGAACAGUCGCAUCAGGUCUAGUCGAUUUCGAAACUAGGACGUCAUUUUACGUGUCCGGACUGUUUAACAGGGCCUGUCCUCUCAGUCCUCCUUCAAUGUACUUCAUAUCAUACAAUAUAAAUAUAAAAAAUAUUAAAUCUAAAAUUUUAUUCCUCGUUGACCACUGACCACCAUAUCGAAAAUCUCACGCGAAAUAGUGGCACACUUUGACUGCUUUUCAGUGGAAUACACGACAAGAGCAGACGCCGGAUGUUGAGAGUAUGUCAGAAUUCCCUCUCUGGAAAAAGGCUAAAACGUCAUUCCCUACACCACCAAUCAGAGCACAGCCUUCAAGGAGCAUUAAAGUGGUAUCUAACAUGGCCAAAAACAGCUGUCAUCUUGUAAAGCAGUAUGUGAAAAGCAUUCCCACAAAAUAUUUCUGUCCAAAGUUGUUUCGCCACGGUGCAAUUAAUUUGGAAAAUCGCUGCCGCGGUGACAGGCCGGAGCGCUCCAACUGCAGACCACACCCACUCUAUUGUGACGUUGGUGGUGGAGAGCCCCUCAUUCGUUCGUAGGAAAAACAGUCUGCUACAAACAUUGCUAGCUGUUUCUUGUUGACUUCUAUUCUUUAUAUGAUUUAUAUCACGUUUUCUAAAAAAACAGAGCGUGCAGCCUGAGAAAAUAAGAUUACGAUCACAAGAGUAAUAUAUCUGUGGCUUCUGUUCAAGCGAUGGCGGCGGUAUUGUGGCGCCACCUGUUAGCCACUCAACCAACUGCGCGGUGAAAACGGUCGGACAGGCUGCACACUGUCAGGAAGCACGUGGUUUUCGCUGUACAAGCGCAGUUAAUUUCGGGCUGCACCAUUCGUUCUUCCCGUGGUGUCUGCGGUCCCAAAAAAUCGUGGUUGUGUCGUGGACAGCCUUCAAACCCUCCGUUUCCGACAUCACGUAGCCGGAGAACGCAUGGCGUCUCCGAAGCGGUAGCAGACCUAGCGGUAGCAGAGCGGUAGUAGGCCUGCGCGAUGUUGCUCACCUCGAUCAUGUGAUCCUAGGUCCAAUGAGGAGCGUCCUUACCACUUGCGUCACAUAGUGACGUGCGUGGUGGCGCUCAUCACGUGCCUAUCGUGAAGGCAAAGGGGGUGUUUCGUGCACGGGAGGUUCGGGGAGCUAUUGCAGGCGUCCCAAUUUCGCUACGGUUGCACUAAUUGUGGGAAAACUGUUUUCGGCCGCCUAACAUUCCAUACUGACUCCUCUGCUCCUCUAGACUGCUCCUUUAAGAAGAGGGAUGCCGCGGCGGCGGUGCGGGCGUGUGACCGCGGCGCCUCUCUCCACUGAGCGCCGCCUUCUCACUCCUCCCGUUAGGGAGUGACGUCACGCUGAUCUCUUGUCGCCGGAUGCUCUGCAGCUGCGAAGCAGCCAUGACCUUUAAAAUUCGUUUGUUUAAUACGUAUAUAUCUAUAAGCACUCUUCGGACGAAAAAAAUUAGAGACAAGUAGAUUGUCAGUUGGUGCCGAACAUAGUGGUAUCUGCUUCAUAAUGGGUGUCUGGGUGAGACUUUAUUCUUUAUUUGACUGUCCCUUUAACGUGCGCCGAAAGCUCAACACACUGUAGUUCAUGUUCUUUACGGAAGACGGCGUGUCUAAAAGCAACUUGUACCGUGGUGGACAGAGGUUUACGGAGCACGCUCCGGCGCAUUCCUUCCUCACAUUGAUACCCUAGCAGCGAAUGGAACCCAGUCAUCUAUUUGCAAGUCCGCACGGUACCAUUCGCUGCUAACCUAUCACUCUGACGGAGGAAUUAAUGCGCGGGAGCGUGUUCUGUAAGCUUUUGUCCCGCACUGUACCUUGCCACCAAGUUGACGGCGUCCUCGGUCGGCUACGAAGCCAUAACCUUGAGAUGGUGGUGGUGGUGAUGGUGAAAGGACUCGCCGUUGUCGGCCUCACAGAGGUUGACAUCAUGACUGACGCCGUAACCUUGAGAUCAGUAGGCGAAAAAGCUACCGGCUUAUCCAAGAAGGCCGGUACUUGUUUUAUCUUCUUUUUCUUUUUCGGUGGGGGGAUAUGUUUAUUAAGAAAAUUUUCGGUGGGAAUGUAUAUGGUAGCUUUACGUUGCGAGAGAGCUAUGACCAUGAGCACCAACACAGUGGUCAUCCAAUAGAGAGUUCUUUAUCCUCCCUCGCGGUAGACGACGUACCUGAACUCCUUGUACCACGCCACUAUGUUGCUGACCCUCGGUUGAUUCAAAACAGCAAUUUUGAGGUGUACUGUUCUCGAGAAGUGUAGCUACGGCCUCGAUGAUGAGGAAGCCGAUAGAGCUCGCAGCUGGCACAUUUUCCACGAAUUAUAAUGUUUCUGACCAUACUGUUACCGAUUGUGCACCGCUAUAUGAAUGUCGCUUUGUUUACACUUUGCCCGAACUUGUAUUCUCAGCAGAUGACCCGAAGUCAGGAAGCAUACCAGAAGAGCACUCGUGUCGAAGUAAGUACUGAGAUCAAAAAUGGACGGAGCAAAGAAUUUCACUGGACACGAAGAUCGGCGAUCAUUUUGGGAACCUUCGGAUUCGUUGGCGUUCUUCAAGGUUCCUGUUAUUCCUUGCUGGCACCAUUUUUUCCAUUGGUGGCUGAGCAAAAGGGCAAUAGUGCCUGGCAGUUUGGACUCGUGUUCGGAAUCUACCAACUAAUAGUUUUUCUCACAGCUCCUAUCCACGGAAAGUUGCUUUCUUCGCACGUCCCAGCGAAGGUAAUGCUCUGUACUGGCAUGUUCGUCGAUGGCGCGUGCUGCUGCCUUAUGGGAUCGCUUGUCCUGUCUCCUCCUGGCGAGACAUUCUUCGGGCUGGCGAUGUCGAUACGUAUCGUAGAAUCGCUUGGAUUUACCGCGACGCUCACUUGUUGUUACGCCGUCGUCUGUGCAGAAUAUCCUAAUCACAUCGAAGUGGCGGUCCCCCUGACGGAACUUGCUUUUGGAUUGGGACUUAUCGUAGGUCCCUCCCUUGGUGGAGUUCUUUAUCAGUUCGGAGGUUUUGUCCUUCCAUUUGUGCUCGUUGGGUCUCUUCUCGUUGCUGCAUCUUUUGUAACAGUGCUGAUCUUCCCAGAUAUAGAGACACCCCACGAAGAUUCCGCGGUAUCUAUGAGAGAUGUUUGCGACUGGCGGGUCUUCGUCAACUUGCUCAUGGUUGUGGCCUGCUUCAUAACCCUCGGUUUCAACGAAGCCACAUUGGCUAUCCACUUGCAGCAGUUUCUUCUUCCGCCAUCUCUAGCUGGUCUUAUUUUCAUGCUUGGAGGUGGGACGUACGCUCUGUCUUCCUUUGCCUUUGGACAAGCAUGCAAGCACAUAGCCGACCCUCGAUAUGUUUGUCUGUUAGGUGGAAUCUCAAUGCUGACGUGCUUUGCUGUGAUCGGACCCCCGCCGUUUUUCAACUUUGCACCAACCGUUACCAUCAUCUGCAUUAGCCAACUUCUGCUCGGAAUAGGCGUCGCUUCGUACUACAUUGGCACCUUCAUGCAUGCCAUCAAACACGCGGUCGACUACAAGGGUCUGCCCAACAAUCUGUCUACGUUUGCAAUUCUCUCUGGCUUGUUCUCAUCGUCGUUUUCCCUAGGGCUAUUUAUUGGUCCAAUUAUCGGUGGAGCUCUCCUGGACCGCUUCGGUUAUGCUUGGUCUUCCACUUUUGUAUUUGGAUUACAAGCUGUUGUGAUGGUCAUGUUGGUGUUCACGCUCAUCUGCGAGAACGUUUACCAGAGACGUGAAGAUGAAACAAGACAUUUACUAAAACAUAAGCCCAGUUAUCAGACGUAAUACCAGGCUCAAUUUAAAUUAUCUUAACUUAUUUGAGUCGCAUUAGUAUAUCAUGCUCGAUUAAUGCCGACAUGCUUUGUUUUUUCACGACCCCAUACCCUAAUUUACGAGAGUGUAAUUAAAUACAUCUGUGUAAUAACGCA
This is a messenger RNA of Ornithodoros turicata, 4835 nucleotides long. RefSeq names its product MFS-type transporter SLC18B1-like. Lineage: Eukaryota; Metazoa; Arthropoda; Arachnida; Ixodida; Argasidae. Gene Ontology annotation, biological process: transmembrane transport. The coding region runs from base 3244 to 4692 and encodes 482 amino acids. Gene Ontology annotation, molecular function: transmembrane transporter activity. The record is from RefSeq and is a predicted model, not a curated record. The transcript has 15 exons.